UCCCCCUUGCUGAAGAAGAAGUUCAUCGUCCGGAAGAGGCGCUGUAUCUCAGCAAAUAUUGGCUUCAUUGCGGCUAAGGGAAGUGUCGCGCGCCUUGUAUAUCCGCCUUCGAGCACGUGCCAUAAUUCUACAUUUUGCAGCAACUUCCUGGCGUUUGGCAACGGGAUCUGCGUCAAAAUUAGCGAAUUCCACCAGAAAGACACCAGCCGUGACGAUGGCACGCCAUGUUGGUUUCCGAACACCUCCAGAAAGUGCCAAAGCCCACGUCGAUGUAACUUCGAGGGUAGAGUACGUGUUCGUUCUUAGCAGGCACGGCGAACGAACACCGCUCACUCAAUGUUCGAAGCUCGUCAAGACCAGUCCUGAGGGCUACGGUCAACUGACAAAAACGGGCCGGAAACAGUGCAAGAACCUGGGCAAGAUGCUCAGGGAACGGUACCCAAAUCUUCUCAAGGGUCAGCCUGGUGAAGUACGAGCCACUUGCAACAAACUGCCUCGAACCUUUCAGGGUGUCCGCCGCACUUUAAAGGGUCUAGGCUUCAAGGAUGUAAUACCCGCCGAAGAUGCGACGGAUUAUGACAGCAUUGAGGUGUCGGCCUUGGCGAAGAACUAUUCUUCAAUGAUCAAGGAGCAGUGUAUCGGUCAGUUCAAAACCAUGGGAGAUAUAUUGGACUACACGGUCAAGAACACGGGAUCCCCGACGAAGCCAGAAAAGGCAGUGCUACAGUCUCUGGACAACGUCAUAACACACGUCCACAACGGACAUCCGAUACCCCAGUGGGCCAGUGGUCACUGGCAGGCAAUGAUAUGGGCCCACGAUCGGCUGUUCGAGAUGUCGCUGGCCGGAGCGAAAAAACGGGCUGCGACCUACGCCAUGACGCAGUUACUGAAUACGUUGGGAAAGAAGUUCGAGAAGAAACGGCAGCUGCCCGAUAAGAUGCACCUGUUCAUGACGUCGGAUGUCGUCGUAUUCUCCUUCGUGCGGCUGCUCUGUUCAACUUACGAUAAGAGGCCCCCAUUCUGCGCGUCCUUCUUUUUCGAAGUGUUCCUGGAGAAGAACGAGCCCAGGCUGCACCUUAUGUACUACAGUGAAGCCGUGCACGCAUCCGUGGCAAUGGACAAUCUCCCCAACCCGUGCAGUGUGCACGAAUUUACGCAGGAACUGCGUCGCAUAUUAAAAAUCAAUAAGUGAUAGCGCCUCUGGGAAGGAGAACAGUAAGAAAUAAAAUAAUAAGCAAUGUUUCAA
Messenger RNA from Ornithodoros turicata, 1246 nucleotides. Its product is annotated as testicular acid phosphatase-like. Bases 215 to 1192 code for a protein of 325 amino acids. Lineage: Eukaryota; Metazoa; Arthropoda; Arachnida; Ixodida; Argasidae. Gene Ontology annotation, molecular function: phosphatase activity. The record is from RefSeq and is a predicted model, not a curated record. The transcript has 3 exons. Gene Ontology annotation, biological process: dephosphorylation.